Molecule: messenger RNA, 3637 nt
Organism: Eubalaena glacialis (North Atlantic right whale)
Lineage: Eukaryota; Metazoa; Chordata; Mammalia; Artiodactyla; Balaenidae
Gene: IL6R
Product: interleukin 6 receptor
Exons: 10
Coding region: 300-1697 (465 amino acids)
Biological process (GO): positive regulation of cell population proliferation; interleukin-6-mediated signaling pathway; positive regulation of tyrosine phosphorylation of STAT protein
Cellular component (GO): external side of plasma membrane; membrane; signaling receptor complex
Molecular function (GO): interleukin-11 binding; interleukin-11 receptor activity; interleukin-6 binding
Source: RefSeq, a predicted model, not a curated record
UCCAGUGCGAGUUCCUCAAAUGUUUUCUUGCGUUGCCAGGACCGUCCGCUGCUCUGAGUCAUGUGUAAGUGGGAAGUCGCACUGACACGGAGCCUGGCCAGAGGGAGCCGAGCCGAGAGCGGCGCGGGGCUCGGGGACUCGCCGUGCGUGCAGAUCGCGGUGCCCCAGGGGAUGGGGGCUGCCCUCGGGGCUUAAGCCCGCCCGCCGCCCCGCCCCGCCCCGGCCGCCAGCUCCCGACCCGCGCGUCCGCCCGCCCGCCCGCCUCUCUGGGACCAUGGGGCAUUAGCCAAGGAGGAAGCAUGCUGGCCGUCUGCUGCGCGCUGCUGACCGCCCUGCUUGCGACGCCCGGGACGGCGCUGGCCCCGGGGGGCUGCCCCGCUCUGGAGGUGGCAAACGAUGUGCUGACCAGCCUGCCAGGGGCCAGCGUUACCCUGACCUGCCCAGGUGGGGAAGCAGGGGACAAUGCCACCGUUCACUGGGUGCUCAGGAAUCAGGUCACAGGUUCACGCCAAGGCAGAUGGGCUGGCGUGGGAAGGAGGCUGCUUCUGAGGUCUGUUCUGCUUAGCGACUCUGGAAACUAUUCGUGCUACGAGGACGGCCGCCCAGCUGGAAGUGUGCGUUUGCUGGUGGAUGUUCCCCCCGAGGAGCCCCAGCUCUCCUGCUUCCGGAAGAGCCCCCUCAGCAACGUGGGUUGUGAGUGGAGUCCUCGGAGUCCCCCGUCCCCGACCACCAAGGCUGUGUUAUUGGUGAGGAAGUUUCCGGUGAAAGACUUCCAGGAGCCGUGCCAGUACUCCCCGGAGUCGCAGCAGUUCUCCUGCCAGUUGGCAGUCCCAGAGGGAGACAACUCUUUGUACGUCGUGUCCCUGUGUGUCUCCAACAGUGCCGGGAGCCAGUCCAGCAGACCCCAAACAUUUGAGGGUUACGGAAUCCUGCAGCCUGACCCACCCGUCAAUGUCACGGUCACCGCUGUGGACAGAAACCCCCGCUGGCUCAGCGUCACCUGGCAAGACCCCCCUUCCUGGAACUCAUAUUUCUACAGGUUACAGUUUGAGCUCCGAUACCGGGCUGAACGAUCAAAGACAUUCACAAUGUGGAUGGUCAAGGAGCUCCAGUAUCACUGCAUCAUCCACGACGCCUGGAGUGGCAUGAAGCAUGUGGUGCAGCUUCGGGCCCAGGAGGAGUUUGGGCAUGGCUUAUGGAGUGAGUGGAGCCAGGAGGUCACGGGCGUCCCUUGGACAGAAUCCAAGAGUUCUCCAGCUGAGACUGAGCUGCCCCCCUCCACACAGGCACCUACUACUAAUGAAGAUAAUGAAAAUAUUUUCUCCAAAGAUUCUGCAAAUGCAACAAGCCUCCCAGUGCAAGAUUCUACUUCGGUACCACUGCCCACAUUCCUGGUGGCUGGAGGAAGCCUGGCCUUCGGGACGCUCCUCUGUAUCGGCAUCGUCCUGAGGUUCAAGAAGACGGGGAAGCUGCAGGCUCUGAAAGAAAGCAAGACGAGCGUGCACCCACCGUAUUCUUUGGGACAGCUGGUCCCUGAGAGGCCCAAGCCCACCCCAGUGCUCGUCCCCCUCAUCUCCCCGCCGGUGUCCCCCAGCAGCCUUGGGUCUGACAACACCUCGAGGACUAGCCGACCAGAUGCCAGUGGCCCUCAGAGCCCUUAUGACAUCAGCAACAGAGACUACUUCUUCCCCAGAUAGCUGGCUGGCCGGGUGGCAUCUGGCAGCCUGGAGUGUCAGGCCCCCUGGACUAUGUGGAUGCUGAAGCACAAACUGGCUUAGCAAAAGAUGCUCGUCACUGCCAUGCCAGCUCACCUCAGGUACUCGGGGCCUCUGGCUUCACCUUUACAGAAGAGCCUCGCAGAAAGUUCUGUGCUGGGUGAAAAAAAGGUUUGCUGCAUCUGUUCAGAAGGAAGAGGUGGUUGAGUUUUUGAACCACUCUUCCCCAAAUGCCCUGCUUCCAGGGGUUAGAUUGAACUCAGGCCCCCGUGAAGAGAGGGGUGUCAGGACUCUACCGGACACUCAGGUGGGCAGAGCCGGGUGGCUGCACAGGCCUCAGACUCCCCCCUGGGCUUGGUGUGGACAAGUUGCUGGCCGCCCGCGCACCCCGACCCACCUCCAGGAGCUGCACCCUCAGGCGGGUGGGCUGAAUUUCCAGCCAAAGACUCCCCGAGUCGCUUAUCUCUUGGCCCACCGCACAGUUUCACCUUCUAGCUUCUUGAAACCCAAGUGCCUUCGCAAUUCAGUUUUACUAGGCCUGAGAUUGGCUUUUCUUAAACCACCGAAGCUGGGGGAAAGUCUCACCUGCUUUUCUUCACUGAACAGCUGAGAGGGGGUGAUAGUAUCUCAGGGCCUGAUGGUUUGAAAUAGAAUUAUAAUUAGUUCCUCAUUAGCAUUUUCCUAAAUGUGAAUGAUAGUCCUAGGCACUUGCUGAAUCCAGAAGCAACUGCACUGGCUCGAUUUCCCUUUUUGGAUCCCAGGACUUCAGGAAAGAAGCCGAGGGGGAGUGGUGGGGACAGGGUCUCCAUGCUUUCUGUCGUAGCAUUGCUGAGGGGGACGGCGGCCUCUGCAAACCACCAUUCUCCAUUCUCCCCCUCCCCUGGCCCUCCAAAAUGAGAACUGGCAUUAGGGAGGGCUUCUGCCAGUGGUGAAAUCAAAGCUGCCUUAUUCCAGCUUUGUUUAUUUUGGUUUCAGCUGAGCCUGAGUAACCAGGGAAGAUAAUAUUUAUGCGAAAAGACAAAAGAACCCGGCAAGAAUGGAUUUUAAUUUGGUUUUUAAAAAACUGCUGACUAUUUUAUCUUCAGAGGGUGGAAGAUGCAGUAUUAGCUGAGUGUCAGUAUAGAAAUAAUGGGGGAAAAGCACAAUAGCUUUGUUUAGCACAAAACUGAGUCAAGUGAAAAAGGAGGAGAAAAGGAGAUUUUGCCCUAUUAGAGAAGAGACUCUGGUUUCAUUCUAAAUUUUGUUUUUGCCUUAAAAAGUGAAAAAAAAAAAGUCUGCCUCUUCUCUAAUUGAGCGGAAAAGCAGCUUGUUACUACUCCCCCAGGCGGCUGAGAAGGAAACGGUGUCCAGCUCCGUGUCACAGUGCUGGGAAGCAAGCCUCCCACGAUUACCUAGCAGGUCAGCUGAAAAUCCCCACCCCUGAAAGCCACGAGCCCUUGGGUAUCAGAGGAGGUUCAUUAAAAAAAAAAAUCCCUAAACUUGGUGCCUUCCUCUCUUUAGUUAGUUCCUUGAAUGUGAUUCAGUUCAGCUAGUAUUGAAGCACCGAGUAAAUGUCUAGCCGUGACACUGCACUAACCACUUCAGUUCACUUUUCUGUCUGGGCUUUGAAAAUUCAGUGAUGUUAGUGGUUACCCAAACAAGCACCCUCAAGUAUUCUGGGAGGUCCCAGAAUGAAGCUGUGAUUAAAAUCAGUCGUGUAACCACCACUAAAAAUUUACCAGACCACAAAACUUUUCUAAUAGUCUCCCCUUUUAGAAAAAUAACCACCAGCACCAGAUAGGUGGGGAAAGGAUGGAAAUGACCAUGUUUUAUUUACCGUUUGCCAGGUUCAGACUGUUAUGAUGUUGGACUACGCAGUGAUUUUCAUUGCUGGCUUUGGCUGUAAAUUUCAGACCCUGUUGCUGCUUUUGGCAGCUAAUCUU